Messenger RNA from Meloidogyne enterolobii, 1417 nucleotides. NCBI's taxonomy places the organism in Eukaryota, Metazoa, Nematoda, Chromadorea, Rhabditida, Meloidogynidae. The record is from the annotation of a GenBank genome assembly.
UUGUCCUUAAACCACCCACAUUCAAUAAAAAUUUAAAUUUGUUUUUAUAAUCUUCAUUUUUCAGACUUUAUUUUUAAAUUUUGAGUAUAUUUAUUAUCAUCCUAUCAAUAUGAGGAAACAUUCAGUUUCAGCACAAUUAACUCGAACAGCUCGUCGUUUCUCUACAGUUAUAGCCCCUCAAUUAACUAAAUUAGAACCUGUCCCUACUUUACAAAAACAUCAAAAAGUUACAAUUAAAAUUGCAGAUAUUCAAAAAUUAAAUGAAGCAAUUAAACAAUAUGUUUUACAUGGUGGACGUCUUUUUGAUCCUGUAGAAUUUGAAAUUAGAGCUGAAGAUACUGACAGUAAUGGGAAUGGACGUAAUCAAGUCUUAUUAACUGCACAAUUUUACACAGAAGAGAUUGUACUUUUUGAAGGAAAUAAACGUCUUUUGAGUAUAUCAUUGAGUGAUCCCGUUGGUGAAUCAGACCUUUUAAACAGAUUUAAGACUAAUAGUAGCUCUUUUGAUUCAAAUAGUCCAGUGCUUGCCAAAGUUCGUCAUCCAAUCUCAGGUAUAAAAAUGUUUGAAGUUGUUCAAAGUCAAAAACGCCCUCAACGUUGGCAAAUAACUGGAGCAAUGGAUGAAUUAAACAAAUGCGAAGUUGAAGCACAUUCAAAUGUUUGGAGACAAAUGCUUUCUGCUUGUGGAUUUGUUUUUGCAACAGAAUGGUGGAGUAUACAAAAUGAAGGAUUAAGAGUAGCUGAGAUCUUUCCACAAAAAGCAGUUUGCGAAGAAAAUUCUUUACGUUUGCAGUGGUCAGAGCAGGCGAGCAAUGAACUUCGAUUAUUAGCUUUAUGUUUUGGACUCGUACAGACAGUUCGCGAAGCUUUCCCAUCGCUUCUUCACAUUAUGAAAGAAGCUAGACAAAGAAAAAUGCAAAUUCAUCGCCCAAGUAUUGUACCAGGCUCUCCCUGAUAUAUUUUUUGUGUGCUCAGACAACAAACAAAACAAAGUCAUACAAAAAACAUUUACAUAACUACGCACGUUUUCAUUAUUAACUAGGAAAUUGUGCCGUUUUUUUGCGUGACUUAGCGUUAUACAUAUUUUUUAAGUCAACUCAAAUUUUUAGUUUUAUAAAACCGUUGAAACUUAUUUCGAUUUUCUGUUGUAUUAUUUUUUCUUCAAAUUUUUUAAAAAAUAUUUAAAGAAAAUUUUUUAAGAACUUUUUUUAAAAUUUCACCCUCUCUUACUUAAAAACAUAUUUUUAAUUAAUUAAUUUUUCCCCCACCUUUUGUCGGUCACAAAUCCUUUCAUCUUCUCCACCACCAAUAACAAGUUCUGCUGCUUUUUUUGUUGUUAAAAUAUUUGUCAUUGACUUUGAUGUUAUGUUGCUUGAAUAAGUGAACAUUUUUUUUGUUGAAUUUUUAAAAGUUGUUG